Molecule: messenger RNA, 930 nt
Organism: Paramecium tetraurelia
Lineage: Eukaryota; Ciliophora; Oligohymenophorea; Peniculida; Parameciidae
Exons: 2
Source: RefSeq, a predicted model, not a curated record
AUGGGUUCCUGUAAUAGCUGUUAUUCUUCAAAAUAUGUGCAAUCAAACCUUGAAUCAGAGGAUGAUUGUAAAGUGAUUUAAAGAACAAAAUCUGCAUUAAAAAAAGGCAUAGUAACUUAUGAAAAGAGUAGAACAGAUUUAGAGGAUAAUGUAAUUGCUGAUGAGAACAGUCUUGAAAACAGCUAGCAAUUACCUAGCUUUAUUUAAUAAAGAAAGAUAACAGAGAUAGUAGUGUAAACAAGAGUUAAUAGAUUUAUGAAGGAUAUUGAAGAGGAAGUAAGAUAUCGAAUAAAAUAGAUAUAAUUAGAAGAAAAAGAAUAGUUGGACAUGCUUAUUCAAUAACAAUAGCAAUAACAAUCCUAGUCAUUUUAGGAAUGCAAACAGGAGUCUGCUGAUUUCAACAGUGCACAUUUUAAUCAGUCUAUCUCAUUCUAAAAUUCAUAGGAUUUCCAAAAUAUGCAAAAUACUCCAUCUAAAACAUACUUACCAAGACAAUAUUCAUAAUUUGCACCUAAAAAAGAUAAUGAUACAGUGACCUAUAAUUCGUAAGUGAGUUAGACAAUCAAUUCUUAAAAAUAAAAAACUCCACCCAAAGAAAAGCUUAAACCUAUCCAAACUAUUAAGGAUGAGGAGAAGAGCAUUUUAGCUAGUUUCGGAAGUCAACAUAUCAAUCCUCGUAACUCUGAUUCGCAGGAUGCUUAAUUUAGUGAUCAUUUUAGAGAAUAAGUUUCUAGUAAUACUAGUAAAGAACAUAGUGUGAAAAGCAUUUUAAAAAAUAGUCAAAAUAUUUAAGAUUUAAAAAGAAAUUAUUCAAUUAAAUCAACUCAUACCAAUAUUAAACAAAAAAAAGUCUCAUUCUCAGUUGAAACAAAUUACUAUUCUUCCAGAACUACAAAAAGAAACUAAACAAAUCUAUUAUAUAAAGCAUGA